Molecule: messenger RNA, 1905 nt
Organism: Peromyscus leucopus (white-footed mouse)
Lineage: Eukaryota; Metazoa; Chordata; Mammalia; Rodentia; Cricetidae
Gene: Tra2a
Product: transformer 2 alpha homolog
Exons: 9
Coding region: 175-1101 (308 amino acids)
Biological process (GO): positive regulation of mRNA splicing, via spliceosome
Cellular component (GO): spliceosomal complex
Molecular function (GO): RNA binding
Source: RefSeq, a predicted model, not a curated record
UGGCGCUGCCGGCGCCAUUUUGCCUGAGCGUGCGAGCGAGUGGGAGUGGAGCGCCCCGGCCGUUGUCGCCGUCGCCCUUCCUCCUCCCCACACUCCGGACCGCGGGGUGACGAAGCCGUCGGCCCUCGAGCCGAGACUUGUCCCUCCUUUAGUUCUCGGGAACUCCUGGCCACCAUGAGUGAUGUAGAGGAGAACAACUUCGAGGGCAGACUUCCCAUCUCUGCUCCGAGGUGCGGGUCCCCGGCGCGGUGGGGCAGGAGGCGGCGGGGCGCUCCCUCCGGCCGGAUAGUGGAGUCUCGCUCUCAGUCAAAAUCUCCAACGGGAACUCCUGCUCGCGUAAAAUCAGAGAGCAGGUCAGGAUCUCGUAGUCCAUCAAGAGUUUCCAAACAUUCUGAAUCCCAUUCUCGAUCGAGAUCAAAAUCCAGGUCAAGGUCAAGGAGGCACUCUCAUAGACGCUACACUCGGUCCCGGUCCCAUUCUCAUAGAAGACGAUCUCGAAGUAGAUCCUAUACGCCAGAGUAUCGUCGACGAAGAAGCCGGAGUCACUCUCCAAUGUCUAAUCGCAGAAGACAUACAGGCAGCAGGGCAAAUCCAGAUCCCAACACUUGCCUGGGUGUCUUUGGCCUUAGUUUGUACACAACAGAGAGAGAUCUUCGUGAAGUAUUCUCUCGAUAUGGACCAUUGAGUGGUGUCAAUGUAGUUUAUGAUCAGCGAACUGGAAGGUCACGUGGAUUUGCUUUUGUGUAUUUUGAGAGGAUAGGUGACUCUAAGGAGGCUAUGGAAAGGGCAAAUGGAAUGGAGCUGGAUGGUAGAAGAAUUCGUGUGGAUUAUUCUAUCACCAAGAGAGCACACACGCCUACACCAGGCAUUUACAUGGGCAGACCGACUCAUAGUGGUGGUGGAGGUGGAGGAGGAGGCGGCGGCGGCGGAGGUGGCGGUGGUGGUAGACGACGGGAUUCUUACUAUGAUAGAGGAUAUGAUCGAGGCUAUGACAGAUAUGAAGAUUAUGAUUACCGGUACAGAAGAAGGUCACCUUCUCCUUAUUACAGUCGAUAUAGGUCACGGUCAAGAUCUCGUUCCUAUAGCCCAAGACGCUAUUAAUAAUGGAGUGGUUAUGGCCAAGGACUCCCCACCCCCCUUUUUUUCCCCCCUUUCCCCCUUUGAUUCUGGAUUUCCAAGCUUACAAUGCUUCCUAGUCCUAAAAACAAAACAAAAACCUGGUUUAUUUCAUCUAUCGUGUGGCCAGUUGUGUUGCUGUUUUCCACCCUUCGUUAUACUCUUAAAGGUGUAAUUGUCAUCUAAGUCCUUGAACAGCUGAGUAAAAAGGAGCCCAGUGUUAGACUUUGUGCUUCUUCUCUGCCUUUCCUAUGAGGAAAAAUGAUCUUUUGAAAGCUUUUGUGACGAAUAUUGUAGUAGAUGUCCUUUUAUUAGAAAUCUGCAGUUAUAACAAACUGCUUUUUAACCUCCUUUGGGGAAAGAUAAAUAACACUUGAAGUAGAUCAGUCAUGUCAAGUUUGUCUGGAGUGGCAUGGAACAGGAUUAGUUGAGUGUAGAAAGUUUGAAGCUGUAGGAGAAAAAUAUGAAGAAUGUAACUUUGAACCUAAAAAAUUAAGUCACCUUUUAGGAAUUAAAAGCUUGUAGAUUCCUAUAAAACUUGUUAUAUUUGAAGUUACAUGUUAAACCUUAUAAACUUAAAGUGUGAUUUUUAUGUUAAAUUUACAGAAACUUAAGUAUUCCCUUAAUCACUGAAGGAAAACCUUUAUUUAUUACCUAGAACAAUUGUAUAACUUGCUGUUAGAAAUUUUGGUAUUGGUUGGUUAUUGGUUACGUGGGUUAUUGUAUUGGAUAGGAUCCUAAAAUUCAUGUGGGGAAGAGUAAUUUCAAAUAAAAGUUAAUUUGAAAAUG